Molecule: messenger RNA, 3327 nt
Organism: Dichotomopilus funicola
Lineage: Eukaryota; Fungi; Ascomycota; Sordariomycetes; Sordariales; Chaetomiaceae
Exons: 5
Coding region: 1-3327 (1108 amino acids)
Molecular function (GO): protein binding
Source: RefSeq, a predicted model, not a curated record
AUGAGGGACAUCACUGAGCUGCCCCAGGACCUUUUCCUCCUCGUUGUUCGUUGCCUUCCACCGCAAGACUGUGUGCGCUGCAGCGCCGUCAACCGCCAAUGGAAUACCGUGUUCACGAGCGAGCCGGUUUCACUGUUGCUCCUGCGAUGGAACUUCCCGCGGUGUCGAGAGCUGCGUCUAACGGCUGCAGCAUCGAACCCCCCGCCCCCCCCUGGUCUCCCGAAGAAUGCGCUGGGCGAACUGGAAGAGAUAGCCGCGCAGCCCUGCAACUGGCCCGCAGCCUUCACCAGAGUCGCUCGCCGAUACUUCCAUUUAAGCAGAGGUCGGCCGUGGGUGAUUGAGAAACUGAAACUCGCCCCAAACGGUCGGAAGGGCGACGAUGGUCUUUCUUUCAAAGAGGUUGCACCUUGGAAUCGAUUCCUGCGGCACUCCGGGGCUUCUUACGAGUUUAAUUAUCCGGACCCGGUGUGGUGGUACAGCCAGGAAGACGGUUUGCUCGUGUACCCGCGCGACCCCCACAACGUCAAAGGUGAAUAUAUUUACGUCGUUUUGGAUCUCGCUACCGGCCAGUGGGUCCGUAUCCCUUUCUGGGUUCACGACAGGCACGUCCGUCGAGUUCGUCUUGCUCAGGGGGUUCUCAUCUUUGAGUGGGCAGAGGAGGUGGCUUAUCACCAACUCAACCUGCGAGAAGUCGUGCAUCGCCACUUUGUGACAGCUUACGAUGUCUUCCGCAAGGCCUCCCAGCACUCCCCACCAGGAUGGACUUGGGAUGUUGAAUUCCGUUCAGAGUGGAAGCUACACUUCCUGGGCUUACCGCUAAACCGCUCCGACCGGUUCAUCUCUACUCACACAGCCACCCAUUACGCAGCUUACUUUUGGCAACCCAACCGGUCACUCUACAACGACGACCCCAUUGAGCAGUUGGCGGUGUGGGAUAUAUCCUCGCCUGAUCCUUAUCGGCCUUCGGAGGACACAAAGAGUGCCAACCCACAGCCAUCUGCGGCCCAAGCGCCGCCAUCUUUACCUCCUGGUUUGUGGCAAGGCCAGAACAGCGAUCAUGAAGCUGCUGGGGCUCCAGCCGCCGUAGGGGCAUCACAGACACGCUCACACAAUACCGUCAUCGCCGGCCCACGCAUCGUCCGGCGGAUGGCCUGGGAAGAGCUAGACUUCUAUGGUUUGCGCCAGUGGGUAACGCCGCGGAUUCGGGCUUUGAGUCUAGACAGCCACAACCUGUAUGUGGUAGAAGAAGGCCACCGAUGGGCGGAUGGCCAACACAGCGCGCUGGACCCUCCUCGCGCCCAUCUUGUGCGAACCACAGGGAUUCCGAUGAUUCCGACCCCAACCGUCUUUACCGACGGUGACCAGUCAGCCACAGCUCCGACGAGUAUCAACGAUGGGCCAGUUAACGGGCCCUUUUGGGUUGAUUGGUGCGGCGCGCAUGGGGAUAGUAACAUGUGUUAUUGUUCACGCGUAGCAGAUGCAGAUGGUACCGAGACAACGAGCCCAUCACGACCCAUGUGGCUUGAACCCACCAAUACGAGGCCGCUCAUCGAUGAGACCACAAAUCGGCCACCGAUAUUCUCGCCUUCGGAAGCCACAGGUUGGCCGUGGGCGUUUGUCAAAGACCGCGGUCCCGCCUCCAUUAUAUCGACCGAAUCGGCUCGAUGGCCCGGAUGGGCCCCUUGCUGGCGCCACGACGAUUUCCCAUAUAUUACCGUUACAGAGAUGGUAGACUUUGCUGCUGGCGUGCGGGUGGCCGCUCGCCAAUUCGCCAACGAAAAACACCUCUCGGUACACAUCCGAUCAGCGGCUGAUACUCAACCGGCUGCUGCAACUCCACCAGCCCAAACCUCACCCGAAAGUAAAGCGGCCUGCCUCCCCGAUAAGAUGUGGCCGAAACUUCUGGCGAAGGGACAUAUUGCUGCCAUGCGGCUCCUAAAUAUCGACACCUUCAAACUGGAGGAGUUCUUUUAUUCGGCCCCACCCACGUACGCCGUCUUGUCUCACACAUGGGGUAGUGAUGACGAGGAGGUUUCCUAUCGUGAUGUUCAGAACGGUCGGCUCAACUCGCCGGCGACGCGCCCUGCCAAGAUCACAGGCUGUUGCACGGUAGCCAAAGCAGAUGGACAUCAAUACGUCUGGGUCGACACCUGCUGCAUUGACAAAACCAACUCGGCGAUAACGGGAAUCCCCACCUUGUUCCUCCUGGGCAUGUCCCAUCCCUCUCAGGCCAGCGUCGCUCAGAGAAUGUCCUGGGCAGCAAACAGAGUGACGAAACGAACGGAGGACAUGGCGUAUUGCCUUCUCGGGAUCUUUGGCGUGUCGAUGCCCAUGAUCUACGGCGAAGGCAACAGAGCUUUCCGCCGGCUCCAGGAACAAGUCAUGAAGGAACUCGGCGACGACUCCAUCCUCGCUUGGGGACUUCAACCCGAUGGUUCACCGCCUGGAGAACCUGCCAAUGGCGCCAUCGGAGUUGCGCCCGUCACGACCGGCAAUUUCCAGCCCAUCGGACUGCCAUUAGUGCCGGCUCCGGGGGCCGCCGAACACACGUACCUCCGGGCGGGUGAUGCCCAAGCAAGUAGUCCAGUCGACCCUAUCUCGCCCCCUACUUUGCUACGGAUCCAGGUCGAUGACAGACGAAACGCAUCAUCCCAAGCCGGGCUGAAGAAGUUUUGGGUUCACAUCCAGAAUCCACUCCCUGAACUGGAGCUGAUCGACGUUUGGCCACAGUCUUGCUGGCACAAGGAGAGGUCUCUUGUUGAAAUGACAUCGGAUUCUAAUGAUGGGGCCUAUAGCCUACUGCUUCGGUUCCGGCAGGUGGGAGGGGAAACGGACGAUUUCAUCGCUGCGAUCGGCCCCAACGGGGGCGGCAUUUGUGGUCUCAUGGUUGUGUCGCGGUCAAUAUUACUGGAAGCUAUCUUUCGCGGAGGUCCGACCUGGUUUGACGCCGUCGGCGGCAUAACGGCGGCGGACAAUUCCUCUCUGUGCCUCGAAGUGAAGCUAGAGUCUGGUAGGUCUUCUACAAGCAAGCAGGGCUUUUCCCUGAGGCUCCAUCGGUCAAAUUCCACACCUAGCGUCACUGUCAAUCCCAUCACCAGGAUUUUGGCAGGUGAACUCGGCGGAUUCCUGGACCAUUUGGAUCAGGUUGAAGCAGAGCAAACAAGAACGGCAAAAGACCUCGAGCUUCAGCUGAAAGCCACGAAUCAUGAGCUAGCAUCUUCUCUCACGGAAAUGAAGCACAUCCGUUUGGAAAUUGAGCGUCUCAAGGCAAGAGAGCAUCAGCUAUCCGAAAACUGCACAACUCGAAGAGGCAAAGCAGGUCGCUAA